AAGAAGCCCAAGUCUGGCUCCAUGAUUCCUUCAGUUUAUCAACCUUCAGAGUACAGUUUAGGAAGUAUGCGGGCCGAAAUCGGAGCAGCCUCUCUCUCUGUGUAUGGAGAUCCCUUUGACCUGGACCCCUUUGAUGAUAGGGAGGAUGAGAUUCAAGUUCCGACGCCAUCCUCUGUUCUGGAUGCUAAACGCCGUGGCCUCUCUUGUUCUGCCUUGCGAUCCCAUCAGCCUGUGGCCAGACCCAUAUCUGCCGGACUCUCCAGGGGAGGUGUGAGUGUCCCACAGGCGGAAGAUGUUGCAGAGGAAGCCCCUGUAUCAGAUCUGCUGGGAAGCAUCCUCAGUGGUCAAAGCAUGCUCCUCAUGGACUGUUCAGAUGUGGUCAUCAGCCGAGACGGUUCCCUCAAAGCAACCAAACCUACUCCUCAUAGGCCGAUCACCCUAAACCCACCAAGACCUGGGAAUAGCCACUUGAGCACCAAUGGGAUUAGAAGUCAACCCCUCUCAAGGGUGCCAAAUGGCCUUUCUGACUCUCCCCAUCAAGACAUGGAAGGUCCUGUCCGACAACCACCUGUCAGAAAGCCCCCUCCCAAGCCUGUAUGGGUGGAUGUUUCUGUAUUGCCAAGGAUACCAAAAAUUAAGAGGGACAAUACCUCCAGUGCAAAUAGUAGCAGUGGCAGCAGUAGCGGUACUUUGCCUGGGUCUUCAGCGAACAGCUUAGCUGGCAAUAGGGAACGUACCGUUGACCAGCAAGGUACGGGUGUGAGUCAGCAAAACAGGACAGUGGAGGCUCAGAGGCAAAGAGCAGACAGGACUGGUGCUUCAUCUUCAUUUUCUAGCUCUUUCACCUCCACUACAUCAUCUUUUAGCGCCUCUUCAAACUCACGCCCAUCCUCUUCUUCCAUCAGUUUCCGUAUAAACUCUAGCAGAAACCCCUGGCAAGCUCAGCGACUUCCUGCAUCAGGAGGGACUCUGCCUGGAGGUGAUGAGGAAGCAAUAAAGAGGAAUAAUACAAGUAAACAGAUGCUGUUGUCUUUAAGAGCAAAAGCCAAAGAGGAGAAGAGUGAGGUCUAUGAUCCCUUUAACCCUACGGAGUCUGAUUCCUCUGAUAAUGAACCAGAAAAUGAGGGUCCUGAUAUUAGCGUCCAAAAUACUGCACCUCAGGUGCCAAUUGGAUUCAAUGAAAGUGCCUGUCAUCAAGUCAAAUCUGAGCCUUUGGAUGUACACUCCGAUACAGAGAGAGACUUGGAAAUGUGUCCAGAAGUUAAAGCAGAGCCAGAGUCUUUGUGGGACAGACCAUGUUCUGUCAAGGAGUUGAAAGACAUCAAAAAGGAGGAAGAAGUCUGUCUCAACUUGUGUGGAGAAUUAGAUGGCGUUAAAAAGAUAAAGAAAGAAGAGCUGACAUCUUUAGACAUCUUCAGCCUGGAAUCACCAUAUGUUAAUGAAAUUAAAUCAGGCAGUGCUGAUUUAGAGAAGAGCCACGCUAGCUUACAGGAUGAGAUGAAAGUACAAGAAAUGGUGGUUGAGCCAAAAAAGAUAAAAAUUGAAAAUAUAUGGCCUGAUGAAAAUGAUUCACCAAGCUGCAGUGACAACCCUCUUGUCAUCAAUUUGGAUACGCCUGCCAUAGAUGCAGUGAACUGUAUAAAGGAGCCCACUGAGUCUUAUCAUUCGCCACCUUUGAAGGAGGACAUGGAGAUGUCACCUCUCCAACCGCCAGAUCUGCCAAUAAAACAAGAACUUGGUAUUUCCUCCGAUGAAGAUAUCAGUGUUGAUUACUUGAUUGAUAAUUUGGACUUCAUUAAGAAGGAAAUGAGUGAGAGCUCUGUGGCCGACUUAACAGAAGCUGUCGACCCCAAGUCUGCCGUUCCAGAGACUCCAGCAGGGAACAAGCAAACUACGGAAAUGGUUACGGCUGGUGCAAAGUCUAAAUCGCAGGGAAAACGAGUUACUUGGAAUCUGCAAGAACCAGCAGAACCCCAGUCUGAGAAAUUAAACCGUGAGUAA
Messenger RNA from Sinocyclocheilus grahami, 2001 nucleotides. Its product is annotated as PHD and RING finger domain-containing protein 1-like. The transcript has 5 exons. The annotation marks the transcript as partial. The record is from RefSeq and is a predicted model, not a curated record. Lineage: Eukaryota; Metazoa; Chordata; Actinopteri; Cypriniformes; Cyprinidae.